UGUCCCUCUGAGCAGCCUCUCUCCUUCUACCAGGUCCUGGGCAGCACCAUCCGUCCAAAUGGGAGCUGAGUUUGCAAGCUGCCAGGGGCGGAGGGGCUGGUGCUGCUGAUGUCAGAGCGAGGAGACAGUUGUGAUUGGAUCUAAUUAGACUUUGCAGCAGCAAAUAGACAAGCUCCCUGCGUGAUUGGCUUCAAAGUGGCUGGUGCCAAACAACUAGCAGAGGUGCAAAAGUGGCAGCCCUGCGUUGGGAGCCCAGAUGAAGAGGCAGCCCGAGGAGAGCUCCGGGGCGCUCAGGACCUGCGGGCGCACCUUUCCCAGCGCUUCCUGCCCAAGGAGAGGUUCCGCGCUCCGACUCCCAUCGGAAGCUCUCACCCAGCUGGAACCAAGUGACAGAGAACAAGUAGCGAGAGCGCUCAGUUCUGGGUCCUAAAAAGUGAUCCUGCUCUCGGAUUUGCAGAGGCAGAAGCGCCGCGGCGGCGGCGACAGCCGGAGAAAGAAAGGUGAAAUUGCUUAAGGAGGAGCUCCUCUCCCGUUCUCCCGACUGGGUCUCAGCCAUGGCAUCCGUCCUGGGGAGCGGCAGAGGGUCUGGAGGGCUAAGUAAUCAACUCAAAUGCAAGUCCAAGCGGCGGCGGCGGAGGAGGUCCAAGAGGAAAGACAAAGUAAGCAUAUUGUCCACCUUCCUCGCUCCCUUCAAGUACCUGAGCCCCGGCACCACCAACACGGAGGACGAAGACAAUCUAAGUACCAGCAGCACUGAAGUGAAGGAAAACCGCAAUGUGAGCAACCUGGGAACCAGGCCCCUGCCGCCAGGGGACCGGGCCAGAGGAAGCACACCCAGCAUAAAAAGGAAAAGACCCCUGGAAGAAGGGAACGGGGGCCACUUCUGCAAACUCCAGCUGAUCUGGAAGAAGCUCUCAUGGUCCAUGACACCCAAGAACGCCCUGGUCCAGCUGCACGAGCUGAAGCCAGGCCUGCAGUACCGGAUAGUGUCCCAGACAGGCCCGGUGCAUGCCCCGGUCUUUGCAGUGGCUGUGGAAGUAAAUGGACUCACGUUUGAGGGCACAGGGCCCACCAAGAAGAAGGCCAAGAUGCGGGCAGCAGAGCUGGCACUGAAGUCCUUCGUGCAGUUCCCCAAUGCUUGCCAGGCCCACCUGGCCAUGGGCAGCGGCACAAGCCCAUGCACAGACUUCACCUCUGACCAGGCCGACUUCCCAGACACGCUGUUCAAGGAGUUUGAGCCAUCGGCACCCAGCGAGGACUUCCCAAACUGCCGCCCUGUGGACACCGAGCUGCUCUCCACAGCCUACCGGCAAGGGCGGCUACUCUGCCAUACUCUGGACCUCAUGGGCCAGGCCCGGCCGGACAGGGCCAGACCGGCCCCCGCAGCCCUGGGUGAGAGGAACCCAGUGGUAGUGCUGAACGAGCUGCGCUCUGGCCUGCGGUACGUGUGCCUCUCAGAGGUGGCGGAGAAGCCUCGCACCAAGAGCUUUGUCAUGGCCGUGUGCGUGGACGGGAGGACGUUCGAAGGCUCAGGACGCAGCAAGAAGCUGGCCAAGGGCCAGGCCGCACAGGCCGCCCUGCAGGCCCUCUUCGACAUCCGGCUUCCUGGCCACACCCCCAGCAGGAGUAAAAGUAACCUCUUGCCACAGGAAUUCGCCGACUCUGUGUCCCAGCUGGUCACGCAGAAGUUCCGUGAGCUGACGGUUGGCCUAACGUCUGUGCAUGCCCGCCACAAAGCACUAGCAGGCAUCGUCAUGACCAAAGGCUUGGACACCAGGCAGGCACAGGUCAUCGUCCUGUCCUCGGGCACCAAGUGCAUCAGUGGCGAGCACAUCAGCGACCAGGGCCUGGUGGUCAAUGACUGCCACGCGGAGAUCGUGGCCAGGAGGGCCUUCCUUCACUUCCUGUAUGCACAGCUGGAGCUGCACCUGAGCAAGCGACGAGAGGACUCGGAGCGAUCGAUAUUCGUGCGUUUAAAGGAGGGAGGCUACCGGCUUCGAGAAAAUAUUCUCUUCCAUCUCUAUGUGAGCACAUCCCCCUGCGGAGACGCGAGACUCAACUCUCCCUACGAAAUCACCACAGACCUGAACAGCAGCAAACACAUCGUCAGGAAGUUCCGCGGGCACCUGCGCACCAAGAUAGAGUCUGGGGAAGGCACAGUCCCCGUCCGGGGCCCCAGUGCAGUCCAGACGUGGGAUGGCAUCCUGCUGGGGGAACAGCUGGUCACCAUGUCCUGCACGGACAAGAUCGCCAGGUGGAACGUCCUGGGACUACAAGGAGCUCUCCUCUGUCACUUCAUCGAGCCUGUGUACCUCCACAGCAUCAUCGUGGGAAGCCUGCACCACACGGGACACCUCUCUCGGGUCAUGAGCCACAGGAUGGAGGACAUCGGCCAGCUGCCCACGUCAUACCGACACAACCGGCCUCUCCUCAGUGGAGUGAGUUAUGCAGAGGCCCGGCAGCCAGGGAAGUCGCCCCACUUCAGUGUGAACUGGGUCGUGGGCAACUCGGACCUGGAGAUUAUUAAUGCCACCACCGGCAGGAGGAGCUGCGGGGGCUCAUCCAGGCUCUGCAAGCACGUGUUCUCUGCCCGCUGGGCACGGCUGUAUGCUGAGCACAUGGACACCAAGCCAUGGAGACACGCCAUCCAUGUACUGUGAGGCCAAGCUGGGGGCUCACACCUACCAGUCUGUUAAACAACAGCUGUUUAAGGCUUUUCAGAAAGCCGGUCUGGGCACCUGGGUGAGGAAACCUCCGGAGCAAGACCAGUUCCUACUAACUCUCUGAGUCACUCUCUGACUCUUUUGCUACUGGACUGGAGUGAGAAACCUGGAGAGGAGGCAGCCACGUGUGGAGCCCUGUGGUGUGUCCAUCAGUUCUCAGCAUUCAUUUUCCCUCAGUGUUCCAGAAAUCACACAAGUGUACAAUGUGUGGAGGAGCUACUAGGUUUGAAUUUGGGACCUGUUGCUUCUCCCCAGGCUGCUAGCCUCCACGGUCCUGUCCAUCAUACCUGGAGGUUAAAGUGCCCUUGCUUGGCUUCAUCACUUCUUGGUGGUAUCAAAGGGGAAAAACCUCUAGUUGGGUGUGAGGAGCUUAGAUGCAGCCUUGAAAAGUGGUACUAAAGCGUGACUAGUUAGAAACAGCCUCCUACACCAACCCCUAAGCUUCCCUUCCCUUCUAUGAGCCUGUAUAAUGAUGUGUUUGGGUCUCAUUAGCACACGUUGAUGUGACACUUCAAGAUAAGCCAAGAGUAAAGAGAAAAGCCAUGGGCACCCCCAGCCCAAAGAAACCAAUAGGAAUGCUCAAUUAUUUUCAUUAUUCAUUUAGAUCUCUCCACUUCUUUCCCAAAAGGAUUUGAGUUGCACAAUAUCAGAGAACAACUAAAAUAAGACCAGAGAAAUGAAAACCAUUCUUGCCAUGCAGAGGAAUAGUAACCCUAGGCACCAGUGCUCUGCCACUGCGAUGCAAGAAAUCCAUUUCCACAGUCUUACUGAGUGCUGCAAACCAAGCUAUGCCUGCUCUGUCAAUCACAGCUCUUGGUAUCUUUUGGCAGGUAACAAUAGGCAUUGAAGUUUGAGUUGUAUCAUUGUCGGCCACCACCCUAUAAUUUCCCUACCAGGUAACAAGGAAACUGAGUCUUGGAUCAAAUCCGAAACAAAGUCCAAAAAAAGAAAAAAGUCAAAAUAAUCUUUAAGCUUGAAAAGCUACAACCUCUCUAUUCUUUCAGGUCCUCCAAUCACCUUCUUGCAUAACAAAAAAUAUCAACUUAUGACAGCUGCCAAAAUGCAAGAAGCCAAGUUCUAUCACAUUUAGGACAGGCAUCCAGGUUCAUGACUAUACACAGGACCAUUUAGCAUCAUUUGCUACGAGGAGAGGUGCUGCGUCCAUGCGAGAGCGAGGCCCUUCUCGAACAUGUCAGUAGUCAACCCACGUUCCUUGAGUUAUUAUUAUCUUACCAUGGAGAACUCAUUUCUAAUAUUCAUCAUGCUAGUUAACAAGUUUCUAAUUUCUCCAGUUAAAACAUUCCUAUCUGAAAUGCAUUGUGCUAAGUAACAAAGCAUAGAAGUAGCUACCUCUGGAGUAUGAGCUUCCUAGUUAGAAUUCCAGCCGACCACUCCCUAAGAGUGCAAGCAUUACAUCACACUGUAUAUACUCUAGCACAUAGUACAAAUAUCAUAGCAAUGAGGCAAAAAUGAAACAAACUGAGUUGUAGCUAUUUGAUACAAGAAAAUAAGAAGUAGAGAUAUUAGUAUGAAAAUAGAAACUCUUCGUGGGAUUUAAUAUGAGACCAAAUUUAUGGCUCAAGUCCUUUUAGAAAAGAAAAUGGAGUCGGCAGUAGACAACUACUUCAAGAUAAAGUUUUGAAAGUUAUGAACAUGAUUUUGCAAAUAGAUAAUUCGUGUUAAUCUUUCACAAAAAAAAUUAGAAAAUAAAAUGAAAUCUUUAUUCAGUGUACAGGCUGAGAUCAAAGGACCAGUUUAAAAUUUCUGAUCACCUGACGCAUCACUAGGAUGAUACCUAGAGAACCAAAAAGCCCUAAGGGCUGGUUUAUGACUUAGACACUGUCUCUCAACCAUCUGACAUCUGGAGCCUUUUUCCAAAAGUGGAGACCCCUUUAGUUCCUGGUUGAAAUCUGUGAGCCGAACCUCAAAUUCCUCAUAUUCUGAGUUGUUGUUUGAAGAAAGCAUACACACAUUAUAUCAACAUGCUCCAGACAGUGUUCUUGUACAAGAAGGAGAUUAGCAUUAACAGCAGGGUCUUCUCCAUGACAGGAAAGAGGCAGCAUAGGGCAUCCUACAAAUGGGCUCAUGGUGCCACCUGUAUGAUCUGAAGCAAAGAAUGUGGGAACUCCUGAACUGUAGCUAUGUAGCCAUGAUUCAUUUUGACCAGGGCACUGCUCUCCAGAAAUUACCCAAACUUUACUAAAACGCAAGCAUCUACUGAGGAAAGCUGGCCAGUGACUCCAUUCUCCUCAUCUUAGCAUUAGCAUAGCCACUUAUUAAGUCAACAGGAGACUCCUUGGAAGGAAAGAUGGAGGCUCUGCCAAAGUUUAUAGCAAGAGAAGAAUUUUUUAAUAACUUUAUUUUAUUUGUUCUUUUUUUUUUAAAUGUGCUGAGGAUCAAACCCAGUGUCUCACCAGUGCUAGGCAAGCGCUCUACCACUGAGUCACAACCCCAGCCCAAGUUGAAUUUUUAAUGCACAGAAAGUAAGCUUAGGAAUCAGUGUUUUUUGUAAGGAGUUAUCUGUGAAUGUGAAAUGGGGAGGGAAAUCUGGGACAAAGGAAGAAAGAAUCCCAGGCCCCAUAAGGAGAAAGGAGAAAGAAACUGUUGAGACCAGCAAGGUGAGCAACAGGUAGGGAAGCCAGGACUUAGGAAAAGAUGAUCUUCAAGGAAUGGGAAGAACAGAGGGGAGUUAAGGAGGGAAAGUGGAGAAUUGAAUCCUUCACGCUCUGAAGCAAUCCAAGUUAGGACCGCAUACAACGACCAGAUUAUGUCACAUGUAUGCUGCUCCUGACCCACAGAAGCCUGACCUAUCUGAGCGGUGGCCAGUCACAGGAUCCUGACACAGCAUCCAGUGUACCUGGAAGGGGUGGGUCAUGUCAGCUCUGAGACCAAAGAGCCAGUGCUAGACACCUAGGGAUUUCACUCCUCUGGUGUUUGGAACACCCCAUCGCAAAUUUUAAGCUAGGGUCAGGCUGCAUGGCGACUGCUGAGUGGAGUAGCUCACAGGGUUCUGUAAGGAGAAUCAAGCACAAAUAGGGGAGGAGUAACUUGGUCACCCUGAGGGGAAAAUAUAUAUAUAAAACCAAGCAAAACAAAAAGGAUAAAGGACAGAGACCCCCAGGCUUCUGUCACUUUGACCCUCUGUCCAUCUGAUUUGCCUCAAAACUAUCAUCCCCUUAUUUUUUUGUGUGCCUCAUGCCACAGAAAAGCUCAAAAUCCUUGGUUCUAAAGUUUUCUGUCUGCUGUAUUCAUACCCAUUUAGCACCACUACUAAAGUCCAAAUAAAAUCAGCAUCAUCUGUACCUGCCUCAAGACACACGCAAAGCAUGCUUUCCUACUGGGGAGAGAAGCAUCUAAGGUUUCCUGCCUGGUUCUGAGUCAAAAAGUCAGUGUCUGAUCAUUUGCAAGCUUUUCACAGGCCUGAGCUCUGGGAAAGGCCGAGUGGCUGUGCACACUCUUCUUGUCCACAAGGUUCACAACAAUGUAUAAUAUCAAGUUAUUGAAUUUAGGAUUUCCUUGGUUUUGGUUUUUGUCAACAAAAGGAUUUGCAAGCCUAUAACUAUUGUUUCCUUUUUAUUUCUGUGAUUCUCUUUAAACCUGUAUAUAUCUUCCAUUCCACUACUGAUUUUUGUGAUGUCCUCAGAAACAUCAAGCUAAGUUACUUUUCCAACAAACUCUUAGCUCAUAUUUUUCCACAUGAUUUCCUUUUCACAGGGAACUAUUCUUAUCAAUAAAGUUGAAUGCUUGUUUUUUCUUUUUUUUUUUUUUUUGGUUUAGCAUUUACCAUAUCUGGAGAGCCAUAAAUAGUAAAUACAUAGUAUAUCAAUGCCCAGAGUAGAAUAGUUAGAGUAUUUUGAUGAGAUCCUAUUUUUAGAUUAUAAAUUUCAAGAUGAACCUAUAGUAUCUUGUUUUAAAAAAAAAGACAAUUUAAACUUAAAUAUAGUAAACAUUUUUAAUUUAGGGAAGCUUAUAUACUCGUUUUUUAAGAAGCCAUUCUAAUAAAGUAACAUAAUUGGCCCAAAGUACAAUAAAUACCACUUUCUAACAGCAACCAAAGGGAAGGUAGAAAAAGUCUUUCUUUUUAUAUACUACCAUUUGACAACUCUUACCACUUCUUUUGGCAGAAGUCUCACGUGGCACUCAGCAAAAUCUGACAUACCUUUUUGCUGGUUUCUCUAUUGUCCUUCUCUAAUAGAGUCUGCAGAAUCCAGACUCUAGUCCAGGACUGGGAAACUUACUCUCCUGCACAUUUUGAGUUUUGCAGAGGUUACGCAGGAAAUGAUAUAGCACCCUGGGGCAGUUUUAUCUGGGACAAAUCCACCCCUCUGAGGUCUUGCUGGUAUUUGACGCCUGAGGGGCGGGACAGGAGGGCGUGGCGUGGAACGGAGGGAGCAGCCUUGGUGUGGGGGGACUUGCGCUGUCCGGGUCCUGACGCAUCACAGCCCCACUGCGGGACAGUCGGGACAGGGGACAGUCGUUUCUGGGAGCGCUGGGAGGUCAGUGACUCUUGUCGAACUUCUCUCACCAACUUUGAACCAGAUAAGAUAAAAUAUGGUGAGGUAAGCAGAAACAAAGAGAUGAUAGAUAAAGGCCACCUGAAGGGACACAGAGAACCAAGGAAGCUUUGUUGCGACAAAGUUUCUCCCACUCCUCAAUUCUGGGAAAACAGAGAACAAGGUGACCUUCGCUGCAGCUCUGCCUAUUCUCUCCCGCUCCUUCUUUUCCCCUUCUUACCGUCUUCCCUACUCAUAAAUUUCUGCUUCCUUUGUUCUGGUUCCCUGGGGUCCCCAAAUCCCAGGCACAUCUGCCCCGGAGCUGAUGCAUGCAAGCAGGUUGAUGCUCAGGUGAGGAUGCUCUCGUAACACCUUGACUACAGGGGUUUGCCACCAUCUUUUUAGACUCCUGGGAACAUGUCCAUUCAAUCUGUCCUCCCACCAAAAGGGACUGGGAUGGCCACAACUCUAGAAAUUUAGACCAAACAAAAUCAUCCUGCAGGGAAAGGUACACUGUACCAAACCCUGGUGAAAGAAAAAACGUAUUUCCCAGCUCAUCAUUUCAAACUCAGAUUUGGAGAGAUGAAGUAAACUUUCAAAAUGAAUAUAAAAUUACCUGGAUUCUAGUGCCUCUUUUCACACAGACACUAGAUUUCUAUCACUCUGCAGUAUAUGCAUCAAUUUAAGAAACCUUUCCCGGCAGUGCCCAAUUAAUUUUCAGCAUUUUUUUAAGCAAAAUGAACUUAAGAGUCAUUCUUAAUUGAAGGUUGUACAUACAAAGCAUGAUUGAAUGGCAAUAUUGUACCAAUGGAUGUACAUUUGUAAGAUUUGUAAAAAAUCCAAAACCUUAAAAUAUGAAUUUACAUAUGUUAAUUUGCCUCUAAGUUCUGUAAAUUGCAUUUCAGUGAUAUCUGAUAAGUGAAUGUUUCUGUUAAGUGAAUAAAAAUAUCAAGUAAAAUUGUUCUUUCCUGG
Molecule: messenger RNA, 8188 nt
Organism: Ictidomys tridecemlineatus (thirteen-lined ground squirrel)
Lineage: Eukaryota; Metazoa; Chordata; Mammalia; Rodentia; Sciuridae
Gene: Adarb2
Product: adenosine deaminase RNA specific B2 (inactive)
Biological process (GO): RNA processing; adenosine to inosine editing
Cellular component (GO): nucleolus; cytoplasm
Molecular function (GO): tRNA-specific adenosine deaminase activity; double-stranded RNA adenosine deaminase activity; adenosine deaminase activity
Source: RefSeq, a predicted model, not a curated record